Messenger RNA from Carassius carassius (crucian carp), 2049 nucleotides. Its product is annotated as chemerin-like receptor 1. Lineage: Eukaryota; Metazoa; Chordata; Actinopteri; Cypriniformes; Cyprinidae. The record is from RefSeq and is a predicted model, not a curated record. Gene Ontology annotation, molecular function: G protein-coupled receptor activity; complement receptor activity. The transcript has 2 exons. Gene Ontology annotation, biological process: phospholipase C-activating G protein-coupled receptor signaling pathway; positive regulation of macrophage chemotaxis; positive regulation of cytosolic calcium ion concentration. Bases 274 to 1302 code for a protein of 342 amino acids. Gene Ontology annotation, cellular component: plasma membrane.
UAUAUUCUCGAUUUAUAACCUCAAACCAACACAUCGCUAGCUAUCAGAUAAACAGAGCAACUUGAAUAGGGUUGUGUAGUGUGGCUGUCGAAAGUCUCAGUUCUCAGAAAUGUGCUUGCAUCUUUACAGAGGAACUAGGUGUUAAAGUGUUUGGCUAAUAGCUCAGUCUGCACUAAUCAGCAAACAACCCAGCAGCAGAAGUUGAGUUCGGAAGCGCAGCAAACGGCAUUGUGAAGCUUACUUUAUGAGAACUCUGCUUCCAAUUCAGUUCUAAUGGAAAACACAACGAAUUCAACUUCAGAAAAUGAUUAUUAUUAUAAUACAGAAGAAUAUUCUGUAGCCAACCCUGAUGAGGACGUACCUGUACAUCUUGGAUACUGCAGGGAAGCAGCAUGUAUAAUAAUGGUGAUCUUUAAUGUGAUCAUAUUCCUUCUUGGCAUCAUUGGAAAUGGCGCGGUGAUCUGGAUUACUGGUUUUAAGAUGAAGAAAUCAGUGAACACCACCUGGUACCUGAGUCUGGCUCUCUCUGACUUCAUUUUCUGCGCUACUCUCCCUUUCACCAUUGACUACAUCUUGAAGGGGAGCUGGAUCUUUGGGCUCUUCAUGUGCAAGUUCAACUCUUUUGUUAUGACCCUCAAUAUGUACAGCAGCAUUUUCAUGCUGGUCAUCAUUAGUGUGGAUCGCUGCAUCACCGUCAAGUUUCCCGUCUGGGCCCAGAAUCAGCGCACCGUACAGAAAGCUUCUGUAGUUGUUUUGUUAGUUUGGUUCGUGUCUUCUUUGCUUAGCAUUCCACCUGCCAAAUUCAGAGAUAUUACAAAUCAUGGAUCAAAAGACAUAUGCUAUAGCAACUAUGAGCAUCACCACAAAACUGUUGUGUUAAUGCGCUUUACUUUUGGGUUUUUGAUUCCAUUCCUGACCAUCUUCACCUGUUACUCCAUCCUGAUCCGUAAACUUAGAGCAAACCAAAUGUCCAAAUCCACUAAGCCCUACAAGAUCAUGACGUUACUGAUCACAACUUUUUUCAUCUGUUGGUUGCCAUUUCAAGUAGUUUCCAUUUUAGAGUUGGACCGAACCGAGCACAGCUCUGCCUUUCACAUAGCCCAACAAGUAUCCGGCAGUCUCGCCUGUGCAAACAGUUUUCUAAACCCGUUCCUCUAUGCAUUCAUGGCCAAGGACUUUAAGAAGAAAUGCUAUUCCUUUCUUUCCAAGAUUGAGAGCGCCAUUGAUGAGGAGACCCGAAGUGCUUUCAGAGCAACUUCAAUCACCAAUUCUGUGGAUAACAGACAUUCCACUGCUUUCUGAAACUUUAACACGAGUCAUGGACUAAAGAGGAUUCUGGCCCAUAGAAACGAUUUGGCAUUAAGUAGUGCAGUUAUUUUGUCUGUUGCAUGUUUGAGCUUGGAAAAUCAAAAGUAGAAGUUAAGAAAAUUUAAAUAGAGGUUCAAUAUAAGCUACUUUACAAGUCCUUGUAUUUUGUCUAUGAUAGCUAUUUAAUAUUUACAGUUUUUAUCUUACCAUGUUACUGAUUAACACAUGGGGUGGGUUGGAUGGGGAAUUUAGUUUUUUUUUAAUGUUUUUUGAAUGUAUGUAUUUAACAUCAUUUGGGCAAGAUCAACAAAUGUUGUCAUGCUCCACAUCUCUCUCUUUGUUUUACUAACAAAUACAUAAAAAAUAUAUAAUAAAAAUCUUGUCUAACCAUUCUGUUUCCUUAAGUGCUGGGAAUUCUCUUAUUCAAUAUGCCUAUAAAUUAAAUCUAUUCACAAUACAUUCAGAAAGACACAGCAUUGUUUAUUUUUGAUGUGAUAAACAUUGUGAUACUUCCUUUCUUUCAAUACUUCCUGCUUAUAAGCAUUGCAGAAAUAUAUUGGCAUGUAUUUGGUAGUUUAUGCUUUAUUUUCUAAGAUUUAUAGACCUGAUUUGCCGUUAUCAUAAAAAAAUAUGCAGGGCUGAAGACUGUAACUCAAAUGGUUGCAAUGUAACAAAUGUGAAAAUUUAAGACAAUAGUUUAAAACCAAGUCGCCUUGGCAUCCGUAUGUGGUUCCUGUAUCA